UAGCAAUAAACCAAAAGGUUAUUUUGGGAUAAGCGCAUAAUCUCCCAACCGUCAAGAACCGCUAUUUGAAAAACCCCGAUUUUCCCGCCAUUGCCAUGAAAUGACACUUCACGGAAGGUGUGCAAUCACAGCUUCAAAAAGCUCUCAUUGUUCAAAAAAUCUCUCGCCAUCUGCCCAUGAAAUCAAGCAACUUCAUGCCCAAAAACUGAAGUCCAAAUCUAACGGAUCAGAUGCUGCCACGUGGGAUGAACUGAUCAGGGCCUAUUGCACCCAUGACCACCCCUUAGCCAAGCUUCCCUUCCUAGUUUACAAGCAAAUGCAAUUCCAAGGAAUCAGGCCUACCCAAUUCACCUUCCCUCCCCUCCUCAAGUCCUUGGCUGCAUGCACGGCCUGCUCCGAAGGCAUGCAAAUCCAUGCCCAAGCGGUCACAUCUGCCCUAAUCAGCAAUGUCUUCAUCGUGCACAGCUUGAUCGCUGUCUAUGGAAGAUCAGCUGCCAUUGGGGCCGCACGCCAACUGUUCGAUGAAAUGUCUGAAAGAAAUUGUGUCUCGUGGAAUGUCAUGAUUUCGUCUUACUGUCAGAAUGGGCUUUUCAAGGAGGCUUUGGUGUUGUUUCGGCAGAUGGCCGGAUCGGAAUUCGGGUUGGAUAGAGUGACCAUGGUCAGCGUCCUUCCUGCUUGUGCUCACUUGGGUGCGAUCGGGAUGGGGGAGUGGAUCCAUGGAAGGGCGAAGGAGGGUGGAGUUGUAAAUUGUGUCUUCCUUGGGACUGCUCUCGUUGACAUGUAUUGCAAAUGUGGGUUUGUUGAGAAGGCAAAGGAAGUCUUUGAUGAAAUGCCCGAGAAAAAUAUAGUGACGUGGAAUGCGAUGAUUGGAGGGUUUGCCAUGUACGGGCACUCGGACAGUGCAUUUGAGCUUUUCAAUAGCUUGACAACAUUGUCAAUUCGGCCCAAUUACGUGACAUUUAUUGGUGUUUUGUGCGCUUGCACACAUGCAGGCCUUGUUGAGGAAGGCCGACGAUAUUUUGCACUUAUGAGGGAAGAUUAUUUGAUUGAGCCCACCAUCCAACAUUAUGCUUGCUUGGUAGACCUCUUGGGCCGGGCCGGGCAACUAGUCGAGGCACUAGAGCUAGUACAAACAAUGCCAUUCUCGCCUGAUGCAGUCAUUUGGGGGGCCCUACUUGGGGCAUGUAGAAUGCAUAACAACAUUGAGCUGGGUGAAAGGGUCAUGGGCCAUUUGGUUGAGCUUGAGCCAAGGAACUGUGGUAAUUAUAUGAUUCUUUCCAACAUGUAUGCAGAUGUUGGACGAUGGGAUGAUGCCGCCGGUGUGGCAUCAAAGAUGAGAAAACAUGGUAUUAGGAAGAUGCCUGGUUGUAGUUGGAUCGAGGUGGAUCUUGAAGUUCAUCAAUUCUUUGUUGGAGAUAGGUCCCACCCCCAAAUCAAAAGUAUCUACAUUAAGCUGGAGGAAUUGCAAAGGCAGCUUAAGGUUGUUGGCUAUGUUCCUAACACUGGCUCGGCACUUAGGGACAUGGAGGAAGAAGACAAGGAAGACGCGCUCAAAAUUCACAGUGAGAAGUUAGCAGUCGCUUUUGGGCUCAUCAGCUUGAACCCAUGUGCGGCCAUUCGCAUUGUCAAGAACCUUCGUGUGUGCAUUGAUUGCCACACCAUGAUGAAGUUUGUUUCGAAGAUUGUUGGUAGAGAUAUCAUUGUUCGAGACAAUAGUCGAUUCCAUCACUUCAAGGAUGGUUCUUGUUCUUGCGUAGAUUACUGGUGAACAUGGUCUUUUUCUGGUGAGUUGCAUAACGUAAUCGGACUAGCUGAAAUGGAUUUGAGAAGGGCUCAAUGUAGUCCUUCCUCAGAUGCAUGCUUGUUUCUUGAAUGCACGCUCAUUGUGGCAGAGGAGGAGAAAGCACAAACCUUGGACAUGGUGAGGCCAAUAUCCAGUCUGUAUUGGGUACCUAGAGCAGUUUAAGUGAGGUUCCCAUAAACUGCAUCAAUUGCAUGGCCAUGGUCAACCAAGCCAACCUUCUUAAAAGCUGGCUUUUGCUGAAAGAUGUGUUCGAUUAAAUAAACAAGUCAGCCUCAGGAGGAGGUAAAAGCUCAACAUGAUAAUGCUCCGUUGAUGCUUGGAUUGUCAAAGAAUGCUUCAAGACUCAUUCACAAGUAUGGCUUUCAGGACUCCAAAUUUGCAGUUUGGAAUGUUUCCCAACAGGCCAACUAAACAGGCCUGAUUUGAGAAAAAGACCAGGAGAUGUCCCAAACCCAACAGGAAUUGAGAUAAAGUGCCCCAUUUGAGAAAAAGGCCCAUACUAUCACUGGUGUAUAGAUGGGCUCAGAUAUGUCUUGUUUUGAGGUGGAAGCGAUGGCUUUGUAGUGUUGGAGCUACGGGAGUUGGAAGCGAAUGCAGCAUGGAACCAAUAGCAUCUUUGGAGCGAUGUGCCCAUUCCUUGGUUGAUAAUCAUGCCAUGAGAAAAUGUGGGUAGGAAUAAAUAGCAUCUUUGGAGGGGCAUAUGGAGAAGAGCAAGGAACAAAUAACAAUUUUAUGUGGCGGACUUGUAUCCAUUGCCUUAUUCGAUCUUUUUUUGCAGUCUCUGCAGGCUUUAAUAGUAUGUUGUUAUCAAUGACAAAAGCAUCAUUGGAGGGGCACUAAUUACUUAGGCCUUGUUUGGAUGGGAAUAAUCCGAAACAUGGAUAUAGAAAUCAUCAAGGAAUCCUCUGGGUAGGGAAAAUUGCGGAUAUGAAUCCAAUAUAUGUUAUUUGUUUUGCAACUUUGAUUUCCAUGAAAAUGUUGAAAGGUCAAUGGUCAACAGCUGGAGACAUUUAUUAUUA
Magnolia sinica is the source of this 2823-nucleotide messenger RNA. RefSeq names its product pentatricopeptide repeat-containing protein At5g48910-like. Lineage: Eukaryota; Viridiplantae; Streptophyta; Magnoliopsida; Magnoliales; Magnoliaceae. The coding region runs from base 101 to 1768 and encodes 555 amino acids. The transcript has a single exon. Gene Ontology annotation, biological process: RNA modification. Gene Ontology annotation, molecular function: RNA binding; protein binding; zinc ion binding. The record is from RefSeq and is a predicted model, not a curated record.